Molecule: messenger RNA, 572 nt
Organism: Armigeres subalbatus
Lineage: Eukaryota; Metazoa; Arthropoda; Insecta; Diptera; Culicidae
Exons: 1
Coding region: 42-572 (176 amino acids)
Molecular function (GO): nucleic acid binding; zinc ion binding
Source: RefSeq, a predicted model, not a curated record
AGCACGCUACGAAUAGAGAAGUGCGCACGGCUUCACUGAAGAUGUUGAGCCGAAAUCAGUAUUUCACAGACCUCGUCGACAAAGUACGGGAGAUCGAAGCAAUUAAAUUAAAUGAAGAAUUUGUGAAGAAAAAAUACGCAGCUCAUGAACCAACGAUGGUUGCAUCCGUUAGCGCAUCAUUUCCGAAGAGCAACAGCCGGCAUUUCGAUUAUAUGCCUCAGAGAUCAACCCAGAACUACGGUAACAGCUCCAGAGGAGGUUUUCGAGCACCCAGAGGUAGGCAGUUCCAUGCUAGUCGAGGUCUUCCCUCACGAUCAAUGCGAUGGGAUAAAUGCUGGCGAUGUAAUAGCAUUUAUCAUGAAGCACAUACUUGCGGCCACAAAGACAAAAAAUGUAAUUAUUGCGGAAUUCUUGGACAUAUCCAACGAGCAUGUCGAUCACGAGGUAACGCUUCUGGUAUGAAGCGACCAGCAACAGAGUCAUUCGAGAGUACGCCACAGAAGAUCGCCAAAAUUGAUGAAUUGAAAGACGGGACGGAAGCUGUUCAACCAGUAAGUGAGCCUGAUGAUUAA